AUGGCAGAUUAUUGGAAGAGUAAUCCGAAAAAAUACUGUGAUAUAUGUAAAUGCUGGAUCCAGGAUAAUGCGAUUAGUGUGAAAAAUCACGAAGGUGGCCAGCGUCAUAUCACUAACGUGCAAAAGAGACUUACUGAGUUACAGAAGUCGGUUAAGGCUAAAUCGGGAGAUAAAUUAAGGGAGAAAAUGUCGCUAAUAAAUGAUAUGGCAUUUGUUGGUAUGGUCAAAGAUCUUGAGCGGGAUCCUUCUUUAGCUCAACGCUAUGGUGUUAGUAUUGCAGACAUUAAAGCGGCUAGCAAGAAAGAAAAACCAUCUGCUGCAGAUAGUAAAAAGAAAGAUGCACAGACCAAAAUACCUGAUUCCGUUUUGACCCAACCUGCAGUCUUGAAAACCAUUGUCUACGAAUGGAAAGAAUUAAAGACGGAGGAUGGUCGCAUUUACUAUUGGAAUAAAAAAACCAAUAGUACCCAAUGGGAGCGUCCCCAAGCUUCAAUCGAACCUAUCAAUGAUUCGCUCUGUGUGUCACGAGAAAAGGAUAGAUUGAACCAAUUCCUCUUCCACAGACUUGUUGACUUAAGCGAAAAUGGUAAUGCUGUUGCCAGUGAAGCUGUAUGUCAGGCGUUUGGGGCUAAAGAACCAGAGAUUGAAAUGACUCCCAUAACCAGUGUCGAGGAAAUCCCACUUCCUCCUGAACAACAGCUGCCAACCGCACAGGAAGAGCGCAUUUUAACCGACACUGAUCCCUGUGAGGAAAAAAGGCCAAGGAUUAAUCUACUUGGUGAUUGGCGUCCAGUUACUCCCCCAAAACCGCAAGAAGAGCAAGAAGCUGCACAAGAAGGUCAAGGGGAGGAAGAGAAAAAAUUCAUUGGAAAAGCAUUCGCGAAGCCUGAUAAUGUAAUCAAACAACGUAUUACCACCCUGGCCAACAAAAAUUUGAAACACGAUCAAGCAAGGUUGGAAGAAAUAUCUAGAAAAGCCGAUAUUCUCUCUCAUCUCUCUGAAGUCAACGAAGCGGGAAUAAGAUCUGAUCGGAAAAUCAAUUUUCAGGAGAAACAAGCCGCCAUCUCUGCAGCCGCACUAAAAGAAACCCGCAAAAUUCAACUCCUAUUCAAGCAGGACCCGGAUGUUAAAAGCGAGGCUCCACCUUCAACAGUACCCGCGAUUUCCUUCAAGCGAAAAGUUGGUGGAAAUCGAAGUUUAAGAAAAAGAGACGAUGAUUAG
Rodentolepis nana is the source of this 1221-nucleotide messenger RNA. Lineage: Eukaryota; Metazoa; Platyhelminthes; Cestoda; Cyclophyllidea; Hymenolepididae. The record is from the annotation of a GenBank genome assembly.